ACUCCUAGUGUUUUUCUCUCUCCCCUUGCCACAGAUUUCACAUCGUCCCGAAACGCGCUGGCGGGUGCUUGGCCGAAACUGGAAGCGGCGUGUCAAUUCACUUUCCGGCGGCUUCCGUGGUUUUUUUUCUCUGCAUUUGUGGGAAGAUUUUCUUGUCGGCUUCUUGUCCGACGAGAUGUGCACUCUCUCGUCUGUUUGUUCCGGUUUGCCACGUCAACUCAACAGCGCCAUUCGUACGCUGCAACGCCCGCGCCUGGUGCCACCACAUUCCGACCGGUGUGGUUCUUUGCGUAACGCCGUUACUCCACCACAGUCGUGUCCCGCCCUUCCGUUUUCUCUGGUCGCAAUGGCGUCUUUCUGCUCUUCGUCUUGCACAUCUGGUCCCGUGGGCAGAGAGAAAUAUUUCUCCCGCUCAUGCUUUGGUGAUCGGGGAAUUCCGAUCCGUGCUGUGGUCACAGAUCUGGACGGCACUUUGCUCAAUUCUGACCACCUUGUAUCAAGGGCAAAUGUGGCGGCUUGCGCGCGGCUUCGUCAGAAAGGCAUUGCCUGCGUGUUCGCCACAGGCCGGCCACAUGUCGGCACGGUUCACUGCAUUGGACCUGCAGUUCUCGAAGAAAUGGGAAUGCCCAACGCGUUUCCGGGCGUGUACAUGAACGGAUGCCUCGUGUACGGGUCGGACGGGAAGCUGCUUCAUGCAGAGUACCUUGACAAGGAGCUGCAGAAACAAGUUUUUUCACUACUCGAGGAGCGGAACCUCGUGAACCGCGUCUGCGGCUACCAGGGAGAGGGAUUGUUCUGCUGCGAAAAGAACCCGUACACGUGGUACACGAAAGAUGAGUACGACGAGUGCGAACCCGUCGUCCUGCCGUCUGUCGACGAUUUGAAGAAUAUGAAUUUAUGCAAACUGACCUUCAACGGCAGUCCGCAGGAAGUGACGGAGUUCCGCGCUCUCCUAGAGGGCUUCGUCAAGAACGGGAACGGCCGCUGCGUGCAGCCGAUUCCCAGGAACGUGGAGUUCAUUCCCAAGAGCGUUUCCAAGGCGAAAGGUCUGGACAUUUUGUUCGCCAGCAUGAACAUCACCAAAGCGGAAGUGGUCGCGCUAGGCGACAGCGAAAACGACCUCGAAAUGCUCCGACACGUAGACCUGUCGGUCUGCGUGGCGAACGGAUGCGAAAGCGCGAAGGAAGCAGCCAAGUUCGUCACCCUGUCCAAUGACCAGGAUGGUUUUGCCGCGGUUGUCAAGGAAAUAUGUGACGAUUUGGAAGACAGAGAAACCAAGGCCACCCGCGGCACUGCGUAGACCGGAUCCACGGAAACAGUACGGUGCCUACAAGGGUGGAAAGCAGCCGAGGACCCUGUGCGGGGGGGUAGAGUGGCACGGCUGAACAGCCGAACCUUGAACAAAAAUGGCAAAGUUCCAGGCCGGAAGUAGCGGAACGUCAGUGAAGGGGGGGGGGGGAAAUGGUGACUACAGGUCAAGAAACCGAACAAUGAAGGAUGAGGCUGCAGCGGCGAUUGCCGCAUCAGUUCGAAAUGGCAUGGGAGGAAUUGGAGAGGGUAAAUCAAGAAAUCAGAUAUGGUCACAGCCGAAGGCAAGUUCUUUUUUUGAUGCCACGCAGCCUGUGCCUCUGUGUGGACUGUGUGACUUUGAUUUCUUGUGUAUGGCAAGUUUGUUCCGCUAGUGUGUUCUUUUGUCAAGUACAACGCUCCCUCAGCAGCGACAGAAACCAGGCAGCCUGCCUUUUGUUAGAGCAUUUGCUUUCUCUAUCGACAGCCGGUUCUACUUACACCAGCCGACGCAAUUGCCCGAGCCUGUCAGGGUGUGCUUGUCACGUGUGUGGUAUUUUACCCCAAUACCAAAUCCAUAUUCGUGAAUAGAGAAGACAUAAUGAUGUACGCACUCAGUCAAACGAGCAGUCGCGAGCAAAACGCUCUUUUUUUGUCUGUGCGGGGCGAUUAGGAAAACGAGGUGACUCAUUCUGUGUUGUGUCCUCUUUUUUCUUUUUGAAUUAUGAUUUUUUCCAUAUGGGGCACGCUGUCCCGUACUUCUGGAAGUCCGACCGAGUCGGCUGCUGUACGCACAGUUUCUUGAUUCAAAGAUGGCGCAUGAAACGAGAUUAUUUGCCCUUCUCGAGCAAAACGCCUGCCCCAUCCUGACUGAGUAAUCCAGGUGCUCUGCUAUUUUAAAAUUUAG
Messenger RNA from Toxoplasma gondii ME49, 2194 nucleotides. Its product is annotated as Cof family hydrolase subfamily protein. The record is from RefSeq and is a predicted model, not a curated record. NCBI's taxonomy places the organism in Eukaryota, Apicomplexa, Conoidasida, Eucoccidiorida, Sarcocystidae. Bases 176 to 1300 code for a protein of 374 amino acids. Gene Ontology annotation, cellular component: cytosol. The transcript has a single exon. Gene Ontology annotation, molecular function: magnesium ion binding; phosphatase activity.